Molecule: messenger RNA, 1413 nt
Organism: Anopheles bellator
Lineage: Eukaryota; Metazoa; Arthropoda; Insecta; Diptera; Culicidae
Product: retinol dehydrogenase 13-like
Exons: 3
Coding region: 158-1153 (331 amino acids)
Source: RefSeq, a predicted model, not a curated record
CAAAAGAAAAAUGUGGUAACAAUUUUCGGCGCAUGUGAUGUAAACAAUCAAAAAAGGAUCGAUUUCUCGAGCUUUCGACUCACACGUUCCAGACUUUUGGCACCGACCGACCAUGAAUUGAAUUUCUUGUCGAUAAGAAACAAGCAGCGCACCUAAAAUGUCGAUUUUUCGUAACAAACUGAUCCUCGCAAGUAGCGCCAUCGGAACGCUGAUCGGCGGCACGGUGCUACUGAAGGACUACAUGCAGGGUGCCAAAUUCCAAAACAAGGAAGUUCGGGCCGAAGGGAAGGUGGUCAUCGUGACUGGCGCCAACACGGGCAUUGGCAGGGAAACGGCCCACUGCUUGGCGCAUCGCGGGGCGCACGUGUACAUGGCAUGCCGGGAUAUGAAAAAGUGCGAAGAGGCUCGCCAGGACAUUGUGGUGGAAACGCGAAACCCGAACGUGUUCUGCAGGGAAUGUGAUCUCGCUUCAAUGCAAUCCAUCCGGCAGUUUGUGAAGCAAUUCAAGUCCGAACAGCAGCGGCUCGAUAUUCUGAUAAACAACGCCGGCGUCAUGCGCUGCCCGCGCUCACUGACCAAGGAAGGGAUCGAGAUGCAGCUGGGUGUGAAUCAUAUGGGACACUUUUUGCUCACCAAUCUGCUCCUUGACAACCUGAAGCUGAGUGCUCCGAGCCGAGUCGUCGUUGUGUCCAGCCUGGCGCACACCCGUGGCCAGAUUGCGCUGGAUGAUUUGAACAGUAGCAAUUCAUACGAUGAGGCCCGAGCGUACGACCAGAGCAAGCUGGCGAAUGUCCUCUUUACGCGCGAAUUGGCCCGUCGACUAGAAGGAACGGGCGUCACGGUGAAUGCCUUGCAUCCGGGAAUCGUCGAUACGGAUCUGAUGCGACACAUGGGCAUCUUCAAUAGCUGGUUUUCGAGCGUCUUCGUGAAACCUUUCGUUUGGCCAUUCCUCAAGUCGCCGCUCUACGGUGCACAAACGACGCUGCACGUGGCACUUGAACCGUCGCUGGAAAAAGUGAGCGGUCAGUACUUUAGCGACUGUGCCCCGAAGGAUGUAGCCGAGCAGGCGAAGGACGAUCGGGUAGCAAAGUGGCUGUGGGCGGUCAGCGAGAAGUGGACUGGCACCCUGACCGGUACGGCGGCCGUUUCCUGACAGCGGAUGCUACGUAUGAAUAACAGUAAGGAUAUUGUUAUUUUUACGUCGCCUGAGCAAACCGCCGCUGGCGCCCAACAGCUCGAUCCUCGAACCUCGUACGAAUGAUCGACGACCGGUAUCGGAAUGUUCCCAUACUAAGCCACACAACGCGUCGCUUCUAAUCGAACAAGUUUUUCCUUCUUUGGGUUCGCGUGUUCGUGGUGGCGCAACAAUACAUAUACCUUACUGCCAUCGGAUUGAGCUUUUAUUGAUUUACA